Messenger RNA from Dendrobium catenatum, 1113 nucleotides. RefSeq lists its product as uncharacterized. The transcript has 3 exons. The coding region runs from base 1 to 1113 and encodes 370 amino acids. Lineage: Eukaryota; Viridiplantae; Streptophyta; Magnoliopsida; Asparagales; Orchidaceae. The record is from RefSeq and is a predicted model, not a curated record.
AUGGAGAAUGUACAAAUUUUGCAGUAUCUUGGUGACAGUUGGGACUCUUUUUUGGCUCCUUCAGAAGGUCUUUUGGGAGGGAUAUUGAUCCUUUGGAGAAAAGAUGUAGCUAUCUUUAAUAUGAAGGAAGUGUCAUCUCAAGUGGUAGUUGGAAAUCUGGAGGUUUUAAACAGGGAAUGCUGGUUGGUUUCUACAGUUUAUGGAAGCAGAAGUUCGGAGGAGAAGAGAGGAGGUAAGAAAUUUACUUUCUCACAAGGAGCUAGAGAUAUGAAAGAUUUUAUGAAUAAUAAUGACUUUCAUGAAAUUGGGUUUGUUGGACCCAAAUUUACAUGGUGUAACAUUAAAUCUGGAAGUAGCCGUAUUCUUGCAAGACUUGAUAGAUGCCUUUUGAAUUCUUAUGCUAUGAACUCCAUCCAAUUGGCCUUGGAGAAGCACUUGUCUCGAGUUGCUUCCGACCAUUGUCCUAUCAUUCUAGAAAUUUUCAAGCCUAUUACUGUUGCUCGUAAAGACUUGCGUUUUGAAGAUGUUUGGGCUUCUUAUCAUGGUGCUACUGCUUUAGUGGAGAAAUAUUGGAACAAGAUAGAAGAAGCUGAGGGAUUGCUUGAAGAUUCUAAGCUGGCUAUCCUUAGAUCCAAAAUCAAUGAGCUGAAUUGCACUUUGGCGAGGCUUAAUAUUUGGUGGAGGCAAAGGGCUAAAGUUAGAUGGUUUGAGGAUGGAGAUGCUAACACAUCUUUCUUUCAUACGUUUGCUAAUUCUAGAAGAUGUUCAAAUUGGAUGAAACAUGUCAAAACAGAUGAUGGUGUUUUGCUGGAAAAACCGGAUGACAUUGAAGCCGUUUUCACUGAGUUCUUUAAGAGCAAAUGGAAACACAGGAAUUGUCAAAUUGAUGGCUGGCCAAAACCCUUCAAUUUGUUAGAACCUGAAGACCAGAGAUUAUUGGAAGCUGAUUUCAGUAAAGAUGAACUUAAGAAGGUGGUUGAUAAUUUAAAAUCUAAUGUUGCUCCUGGAAAUGAUGGGAUUACUUUCUCCUUUAUCAAAUUUUAUUGGAAGAUUAUUCAUCAUGAUGUUUGGAAGGCUAUUGAUAAUUUCUUCAAAUCUAGACAAAUGAAUUAA